Thecamonas trahens ATCC 50062 is the source of this 1099-nucleotide messenger RNA. RefSeq names its product cyclin-L1. Gene Ontology annotation, cellular component: nucleus. NCBI's taxonomy places the organism in Eukaryota, Apusomonadida, Apusomonadidae. The record is from RefSeq and is a predicted model, not a curated record. The transcript has a single exon. Bases 1 to 909 code for a protein of 302 amino acids. Gene Ontology annotation, molecular function: cyclin-dependent protein serine/threonine kinase regulator activity. Gene Ontology annotation, biological process: regulation of transcription by RNA polymerase II.
AUGGAAGACCUCCACGCCGAGGUCUGGCUGCCGCAGCGGCGACUGGAGGACGAGGGCCCGCCGCCCGAACCGGGCACCAUGUCGUGGCUCGACCACCACCUGGUGCGGUACGGGGCCAUGCUGGUUGCCGCCGCCGGCCCGCUGCUGCAUCUGCCGCCGCUCACUACCGUCACUGCCAUGGCUCUGCUCCAUCGUCUGUACUCGGUCUCGGCAUACACCGACAUCGAGGUCUGGUUCGCCGCCCCGGCCGCCCUCCUUGCCGCCUCCAAGAUGCAGCCCGAGUCGCCGCCCGCCGACCUGCCCGACGUCGUCCAGGUCAUGCACCAUCUGCUCCAGGCGUGCGUGACCGGCGACAAGGAGUCACCGCACUCGCUUGAUCUCUUCUGCCAAAAGUUCCGCAAGCUCGGCUCGCGCGUCGCCCACGCCGAGCGCGAGCUGCUCCGCGCCUCGGGCUUUGUCCCAGUCGUCGUCCUCCCGCACAAGUUCAUCCUCAACAUGCUCAACAUGCUCGAUCUCAUGCCCGGCAAGGUCGAAGCUGAGCCUGGUCCGAGCUCUGUCCCGCCGUUGCCCGACCGCGUCGCUGCUAACGACGCCGCCGCUGCCGCCCUUCGCUCAGACCUUGCAUCCAACGCCAUCCGCGUCGCCAACGACGCGCAUUUGACCCGGGUCUGCCUCUGCCUCGCCCCGCACGAGAUCGCCGCAGGCGCCGUCGCCUACGCCUGCGUCGAGGCCUCCAUUGCGCUCCCGCUCGAGUGGUCACUGCUCUUUGACGUCAAGCCAAAGGUCGUCGACGCGUUUGGCUCGUGGAUGGAUCGCCUGUACAUGCUGCCGCCGCCAGUCUACGAGAACGUCGCAGACUCUAAGGAGAUCGAAUUCCGCACUCUUCAUGCCUUUUAUCACGAGUCGUAGGCCACCAUGCGCUGUGUUGAGCUGAUUGAUCAGCUCGCCGCCGCUUUCUCGGUCUGCCGCUUGCUCUCCGCCCUCGCAAGCACCGUAUCGGGGUGGGUUGCGCCAAGCACCCGCGCAAAGAUUGCAUGCGCGCCCUCAAAGUAGCUCACCGCCUCUUCGGCAUGGCUGAGCGCCUUGGCCACAAACCCGG